AUUUGGUCGUGUGGUCGGCGUUGGGUGAAAGGUUGCGACCGAAAUGAGAGGUGUGAAGAGUAAAAGAAAUCUCGUGUAAAGUUGCGAGCUUUGAAAAAAAAAACAGAUAAAGUUGUGCGUAGGGUUUCGCAGUGGGCCGGAUGGUAAAAUGUCGGACAAUUAGCCCCGAGUGACUAAACCUAUAUUAGCCUAGUGCACUGUGCCCCUCUAUCGUACCUUAGGUAUCUUUGUACCCCUUGAUAUCUUCAACCCCACCAAAAUUCUUCGAACCACUGGAACUUUGCAUGUGCUGUAUUCCGUAAGCAACCUUGAAUGACGGGCAUGAGUCAAUCUCGGCGAAUCUUAAAUGUUAUGAUACUAUUCCAAUUUAUUCUCCAAUAAUAUUCAUAUAUCUUCAUAAAUAAAAUUUACUCCAUCAUUUAUACCAUCGUUGAAAGCCCAAGUACUAUAGAGAAUGCCACCGGCGCUUUGUGCCCUCUGCAAGACAGAGCGAGCCUUGAUCAAGAGGCCAAAAAACUACCAGAAGCUCUGCAAGGGCUGUUUCAUCCGGAUAUUCGAAGAUGAAGUGCAUCACACCAUAACUUCAUCACGGCUUUUCUUUCCGGGAGAAAAAGUUGCCAUCGGUGCAUCAGGUGGCAAGGAUUCAACCGUUUUAGCUUCGGUGCUCAAGACACUGAACGAGAGACAUAACUAUGGAGUUGAAUUAAUACUUCUAAGUAUCGACGAGGGUAUUAAGGGUUACAGGGAUGAUUCCCUCGAAACAGUUAAACGCAACGCGAUACAGUACGACAUGCCGUUGAAAAUAGUAGGCUAUGAUGAACUAUACGGCUGGACCAUGGACCAGGUUGUAGAGACAAUCGGCAAGAAAGGCAAUUGUACUUAUUGUGGCGUCUUCCGACGACAGGCUCUAGAUAGGGGCGCGAAGAUGUUGGGGAUCAAACAUGUCGUCACUGGUCAUAAUGCCGAUGACGUCGCAGAGACCGUUCUUAUGAACCUCCUUCGAGGAGAUCUACCGCGCUUAUCAAGGAGUACGAGCAUUGUCACCGGAAGCGACGCGAGUGAGGUCAAGAGGAGCAAGCCGCUAAAAUACUCAUACGAGAAGGAAAUUGUAUUGUAUGCGCACCACAAAAAGCUUGACUAUUUCAGCACCGAAUGCAUCUACAGUCCGGAAGCCUUCAGGGGAAGUGCUAGGAGUUUGAUCAAGAAUCUAGAGAAAGUCCGUCCCAGUGCCAUAUUGGACGUUGUUCGAAGCGGGGAGGACAUGGCGAGACUGGUACCCGGUGCUACACCAAGUUCUUGUGCUUGUGAUGGGAAAGCUGCACCUAACCGAGCCCCUACUGACGAGGAUAACAUCGGCGGCUGCGGUUCGUCAAAUGGUCGUACAAACGGUGGCGAGAUGGCAGCUAUGGAGAAACAACUCAGAGAAAAUGAAGCCGCCAAGGCCGCUGGACUCGAAACAGAGGUCACGGUUGAAGCCCCCAAGGCACGAUCUCAUGACAGGCCAAACCCAGCCAAUGGCCAACUAAAGACAGCAGGCACCACUCUUCCCAUCAGGUUAAAGCAAAAGCUUGGCACAUGCGAGAAAUGUGGUUAUAUGUCGAGCCAGAAGCUAUGCCAAGCUUGUAUGCUUCUCGAAACCCUGAAUAAGAACCGUCCAGAGAUUACGAUAUAGACAUAAAGUAGGCAGGCGUUCCGGCAUCCCU
Messenger RNA from Daldinia loculata, 1703 nucleotides. RefSeq names its product adenine nucleotide alpha hydrolases-like protein. Gene Ontology annotation, biological process: tRNA wobble position uridine thiolation. The transcript has a single exon. The record is from RefSeq and is a predicted model, not a curated record. NCBI's taxonomy places the organism in Eukaryota, Fungi, Ascomycota, Sordariomycetes, Xylariales, Hypoxylaceae. Gene Ontology annotation, molecular function: tRNA binding. Gene Ontology annotation, cellular component: cytosolic tRNA wobble base thiouridylase complex; mitochondrion. The coding region runs from base 455 to 1672 and encodes 405 amino acids.